This is a messenger RNA of Tachysurus vachellii, 887 nucleotides long. RefSeq names its product granzyme B-like. The coding region runs from base 37 to 801 and encodes 254 amino acids. Gene Ontology annotation, biological process: proteolysis. Gene Ontology annotation, molecular function: serine-type endopeptidase activity. The record is from RefSeq and is a predicted model, not a curated record. Lineage: Eukaryota; Metazoa; Chordata; Actinopteri; Siluriformes; Bagridae. The transcript is spliced from 5 exons.
UGUCACACAGCUCUGUCAGUGUGGUGUACUACAGACAUGUUCUUCAGCAUCUCUCUCCUUGUACUUUCUGUCCUCCAUCUGUGCGGGUCAAUGGAGAGUGGUAUUAUUGGAGGAAUGGAAGUGAAAGCACACUCCCGACCCUAUAUGGUUUCUGUUCAGAUUAACAAUAUGCACAAGUGUGGUGGCAUGCUUAUCAAAACAAAUUAUGUGCUGACUACAGCUCACUGUGUAGAUGAUAUUGAAUACUCUGGAAAGAACAAGCUGGAAGUGGUACUAGGAGCUCACAACAUCAGUCAAAAGGAGCCCCAACAGCAGAGAAUCAUAGUGAAGAAGUACAUCAAGCAUCCCUGUUACAAGAGCAAUGAACAUCCAAAUGAUAUCAUGCUACUGAAGCUGAAGUCCAAAGCCAAGCUGAAAAACGGUGUGCAAGUCAUUGAUCUUCCUAAGAAGAAUAAGAACCUUACAGCCAAUCAGAUAUGUUCAAUAGCUGGUUGGGGCAGGACAAAACAGAACAGCGCUGCAUCAAGCAUUCUACGAGAGGUGAAGCUCAAAGUACAAGAUAUCUCUGAGUGCAAGAAGCUUUGGCAACAUUAUUUUGACACGGACAGCAUGAUCUGUACUGCCCCUGAUGGAAGAGGUGCUUUUUGUCAGGGUGAUUCAGGGAGUCCUCUUAUCUGUGGAAAUGAACCACAAGGAUUAGCUGCAUAUACCUACCCUCACAACUGCUUGGACCUUCAGUAUCCAGAGGUCUAUAUCAAGCUCUCCUACUUUCUUCCAUGGAUUAAAGAAAUAAUACACUAGAGAGAGAAUUAACACAAUGGAAGUAUCCACGACCAAAAUAUGGAAGUAAAAGCAAUCACAAUAAAAUAAACAUUUUAAAUAUGAAA